UUCACGCAAAGCAGAAGCACAGAAACACAGAGGGUUUUUAAAGUCUGCCACCAUGACUGGUGCUGGCUUCAGUCUUUGGCAUCACAAGCAGCGAACACUUCCGGCACCAUGGAUCAGACUGACUCUUCUGUGAAUGGAGGUGUGCUCAUCAUCCACCAGGUCAAUGAAGGAAAGCACCAGUAUGAUGUGGAAAACGUGUACAAGAAUCGGAUUGGGAAGAAAAUGUUUGUCAGGAGAGGGGACAGGCUGAUGCAGAUAAACGGUGUGGAUCUGCAGGAUCUCACACCGGAGGAGUUGGCAGAGAUCUUAGCUGAGGGGAAUCCGAUUCUGAUGGUGCACAAGCAGAGAAAGAAGAAGAAGCUCGAGGAGCUGCCGCCCGGCGACGACAACACUUUAUAUCCAGUUUCUAAGGAAUCCACAAUGCUCAGUUUCUGCAUGGAGAUGAGGAGGGAGGAGGAGAAUGAAGUGGGAGAAGAAAGUGAGAAAGGGUGUCCAGAGGGGGAUGCUGGUCAAGGUGAAAGUGAGGAGAUCGGGGAGAAGAGGGACAUGCUCAUCGUUACCAUGACACAAACCAACAUCUCCAUGGUGGCAGGGCGGGGGUGCAGCUCCGAGAGUUCCUGUCAGGGAUGUGAUGGGGAAGGAUGUAACUUUAACGAUGUUGUCAUAGUCUCUGAGUCCAGCACAGUGACACUUGUUCCAAGAAGAAGCAGCAAUUUCAGUCAGGUUCAAGGGUUGAACGCUUCAAUCAAGCAUGUGGCCACCCACAAUUACCUGAGAACCUUGUGCUCACAGAAAUCCAUCUACGCUUCACCCAAUCCAGAGAAUAUGACCAUCUACUACUACAAGUCAAACGUGACUUUCAGAGGAAUACCAGUGGUUCUAAACAUCACCGGCUCCAGCUCCUUCCUCAAGUGCAACAAGGAGGAAGAGAGGGUGUUUCUACAAGUGGAGACGUGCGAAAAACGGAGUCUGAGCCGGAUUUCCACGACCGAUGAGAGCAAACUGUCCUUCCUCUUCUACAUGAAUUCUGACUCGACAGCACACACCAAGUUUGAGUCAGCGCUGCACCUCGGAUGGUUCAUCCAAAUCCUCAACUCGGACUCACCAGUGAGAAUGAGAACCAUGGAUGGAAGCGAGCAGGACCACACAUUCAUCUUCAUCAUUCAGAAAUGAUGGGGACGUCUUUGUCUUCUCAGUCAAGUCAUUUACAGGAGACAUAUUAUUCUUUUUACUUGUGUGCUUUAUUGUUUUUUUGGGGAUGUAAAAGUUCUGCAAAGUCAAAAUGCCCAAAGUCUGCAUCAAAGGGAGCUCCCACAGAAAACCCUGCUCCUGAAGCUCCUGAAGCUCCUGAAGCUCCUGAAGCUCCUGAAGCUCCUGAAGCUCCUGAAGCUCCUGAAGCUCCUGAAGCUCCCGAAGCUCCCGAAGCGUCUUGUCAGUAGUCCAGCCGAUACUUCCACUUCAUCGUGUCAUGUGACAUCAUGAUAUCCAACAUUUGCAUAAUCCCUGUUUAGCAGCUAGUCUGACAUACCCCCAGAAAACGGUUGACCAAUUAGAGCAGACUGAGCUUAAUUGGGAGGGAGGCCUUAAAGAGACAGCAGCUAAAACCAAGUGUUUCAGACAGAGGCUGAAAAGAGGAGCUGCAGCAAUCGACAGUGAGAGGAAAGUGAACAUCAGCGCAUGUAAUACCUCAAAUUAGUCAACCUGAAUAUCAGAAUUAUAUGUCUCCUUUAAACAUACAAAAUUAUCUUGUGACUUUUAUUUGGGACUUGAAGGUGACAUUAGAAUAAAGAAAAACAUUUGAGGAGUUCCUUUGUUUGAGCCACUGGUCCAGUAACAGAACCAAAUGUCACUGUGUCAAAUUCUGUAAUUGCAGUGGUGCAUAGAUAUUAUUCUUACAACUAUGUGAAGUUGAAAGGAAACACAAUCUAAUUGUAUGUGUGUAUAUGUUUGGUCCAGACUUCAACAACAUUUUUUGUUGUAGGGCAGUGUGUUGUUUAAAGUGAACUUUUUGUGUAUGUAACUAAAUAUAUAUAUAAAUAUAUUUAAACAGGCAA
Molecule: messenger RNA, 2054 nt
Organism: Hippoglossus stenolepis (Pacific halibut)
Lineage: Eukaryota; Metazoa; Chordata; Actinopteri; Pleuronectiformes; Pleuronectidae
Gene: il1fma
Product: interleukin-1 family member A
Exons: 7
Coding region: 109-1173 (354 amino acids)
Biological process (GO): inflammatory response; cytokine-mediated signaling pathway; positive regulation of gene expression
Molecular function (GO): cytokine activity
Source: RefSeq, a predicted model, not a curated record